Xiphias gladius (swordfish) is the source of this 837-nucleotide messenger RNA. RefSeq names its product serine and arginine rich splicing factor 3a (gene srsf3a). Gene Ontology annotation, cellular component: nuclear speck. Gene Ontology annotation, biological process: mRNA splicing, via spliceosome. Lineage: Eukaryota; Metazoa; Chordata; Actinopteri; Istiophoriformes; Xiphiidae. Gene Ontology annotation, molecular function: RNA binding. The record is from RefSeq and is a predicted model, not a curated record. The transcript has 5 exons. The coding region runs from base 192 to 572 and encodes 126 amino acids.
CCGCCAAUAAACACAGAGAAGGAGAAGGACGACUUGUGGCUCUCUUCCGCUAAGCUGCCGGUGCUAACAACAAGUCAGGCUAGCAGCUGAAUCGGGCGGUGUGAAAUCUGUUGCUAACAUUUUUGUUAAGCUGACGUUUAGAAGAAAGGCAUAUCUGAUUGUAAGACUCUUAAAAGAAGAUAUUUGGUGAAAUGGGAGACCCUGCUCUUCACAGAGACUGUCCACUCGACUGUAAGGUUUAUGUUGGAAACCUAGGAAACAAUGGAAAUAAGACAGAAUUAGAAAGGGCUUUUGGGUACUAUGGUCCUUUAAGAAGUGUUUGGGUUGCUAGGAAUCCACCAGGUUUUGCUUUCGUAGAGUUUGAAGAUCCCAGAGAUGCAUCUGAUGCUGUGAGAGAACUGGAUGGAAGAACCAUGUGUGGCUGUCGAGUGCGUGUUGAGUUAUCCACCGGGGAAAAACGCUCUAGGAGCCGUGGCCCUCCUCCAUCCUGGAGUAGACGCCCUCGAGAUGAUUUUAGGCGACGUAGUCCUCCAGUCAGACGCCGAGUCACCACCACGCUUCUCACCAUCUGAGUCAGUCAACUAGUCCUCUUUCAGCAUCAUGUGACUGCUGACCAGCGAGCCCCAAUCAGCUUGGCUGGUGUUGUCACAUGACCCAGGCGCACCGCCAGUCGUCAGGUUCCACCAACCUUUUGGUUCCUGAGCAUGCAGUUCCCAGCAUCCUCCUCUUCUUCCUCCAACCUUAACCCAAUCGACAGCGGCCCACCUCACAUUAUCAACCAUUCAGCGUCUUUAGUCUUUAUAUUCUCCACACAACUACUGUAUCAACGGGAAGAGC